AAUUUCUUUUUUUCUUUCAGAUACAGAAUUUCAAAAAGAAGUCCUAUAUAAAUUAUCUUUCAUCAAACAUGAACUAAGGAGAAUCGUGAGCAACCAAAUGGAAUUGGGCCAAAGAAUGGAGAAUUUGGAGACUCAAAAUCUCAGUAAUAUGCAAACAGCUGCUAAUAAUAAUGAAAACACCUAUCACUCACAAGAUAUAUCUGGCUUACCAUUGAACACUAUCUCAGACUUAAAUGAAUUUAAUCAGAAAUUAUCUGAAGAUGAAACAUUUUGUAAUAAUUUGAUAAAUCAACUAACAUAUAUAGGAGGAAAACAUUUUAAAGCAAUGAUAAAAAGGAUAAUGGCCAAACUCUUUACUGAUGAACUCUUAAAAUUGUUUUCAUAUUCUGGCAAAAAAGGAAAAACAAAAUUUUCCGACCAAAUGAUUUGUCCUAUUAUUUUUGAUGCUGUAAAAAAACAAUCCAAAUUUAAAAAUGUAACUCAGAAUGAAAUGGAAGAAGUAGUGAAGUAUGUCCUUGCCCAAGCUCCUUUCAACAUCAAAAGACUUCAACUUAAAUAAUGAUUAAAAUUUUUUUUAUUG
Acyrthosiphon pisum (pea aphid) is the source of this 580-nucleotide messenger RNA. RefSeq lists its product as uncharacterized. The coding region runs from base 98 to 559 and encodes 153 amino acids. The transcript is spliced from 3 exons. The record is from RefSeq and is a predicted model, not a curated record. Lineage: Eukaryota; Metazoa; Arthropoda; Insecta; Hemiptera; Aphididae.